AAAAAAAUCUUUUAAAUAAUAAACAAUUUUAUGUAAUCUAAAUACAACUUUGUUUGUAUGUACGUAUCACUACGGCUACGUACGGAUUACAAUUUUUUCACAUUGUAGUUUACCACCGAUAAACAAAAAUGAGAACGUUACCAAAAUGGGUAAAUAAAAUUCACGAAGCUGACAAAAUUGAGUUUUCUAGUGUCCACACAUUAUGCUUCAGUCCAGAUGGAAGCCAGCUGGUAGUUGGAGCUGGAGAGAAGGUUAUGGUUUAUGAUCCUAGGGAUGGAUCUCUUCUACAACUGCUGCAGGCCCAUAAAGGGGCAGUUCAUGCUGUAGCUUAUUGUGGAGAUGGCAAGAAAUUUGCAAGUGGUAGUGCUGACAGGAAUGUUAUUAUUUGGACAUCAAAAAUGGAAGGCAUAUUGAAAUAUUCACACAGUGAAGCAAUACAGUGUCUCGCCUACAACCCUGUAACAUUUCAUUUGGCCUCAUGUGCCAUUUCUGAUUUUGCUUUCUGGUCAAUGGACAUAAAAGCUGUUCAGAAACAUAAAGUUUCUGGGAGAAUAACAAGUUGUGCUUGGUCACCAAAUGGGCAAUAUCUGGUAAUUGGUUUAGCAAGUGGUGCUGUAACUUUUAGGGAUAAAGUAGGCAAUGAAAUACAACGAAUUCUGAGAGAAGCUGCAGUUUGGGCGGUUGCCUUCUCAAAAAUGACUUUACUUGUCACUGAUUGGAAUGAAACACUUUCUUUUUAUACAAUACAGGGUCAGCAAACACUAAAAGAAAGAAAUAUUGGAAUGGCGGCUGUCUCUAUUAUGUUACUUGAUUCUUUGAUCCUCGUUGGUGGUGUGGGGGGAUGGGCGAUACUCACAGCAGAAGGAGUGCCUAUAAUUACAACUUCUCAAGAUUGGGUUUGGGCAAUAGCUCCUUCACCCUCCUUCAAUAAUAUUGCUGUGGCAUGUCAAGACGGGACGCUCUGGUGCUAUCAAGUUGUGUUCAGUACUGUGCAUGGUUUAUACCGUGAGAGAUACGCUUAUAGAGAGAACAUGACCGAUGUUAUAAUACAACAUCUCACCACCGGUAAUAAAGUACGGAUUAAAUGUCACGACAGAGUACAGAAGAUAGCAAUUUAUAAACAUCGACUUGCCGUGCAAUUACCAGAACGAGUGGUUGUGUACGAGCAGGGCGACGUUGAGGGAAUGCUGUACAGAGUGAGAGAGAAACUUCCCCAAAAAUCUGAAUGUUCACUAUUAGUGGCCACCAGUGACUCAUUGCUAUUAUGUCAGGAUACAAAACUUUCAAUGAUAGGACGUCAAAUACCGAAAUCCUGGUCGAUGCCGGCCCCUAUACGAUACGUUAAAGUCACAUCCUUACGUUUCGAGGAAGUAUUACUUUUGGGUCUUAUGAACGGAGAGAUAUGGCAAGUGGAACCGAACAGCGGUGUUUCUAUGAUGAUACUUCAAACGCCCGCGAGCGUUCGUUGUUUAGACGUUAGCGCUUCACGAGGAUGCCUUUCCGUAGUCGAUGAAGCUUCCACUUGUCGAGUGUACAGUUUACCUAGUGGAGAACUACAGUACACUGAAGAAAAUGUAUCGUCGGUAUCGUGGAAUUCUUGGUGCGACGAGCUACUGAGCCUGUCCGGCGGUGGUACGCUGUCGAUCAAAGCCGGACAUUUUACUUCUGCGACACAACCUCUGAUCGGAUCAGUUGUAGGGUUUCAGGGUGGACGAGUGUUUUGUCUUCAAGCGAAUUCGAUGCAAACUAUUAACGUACCUUUGUCACAUGCUGUACACCAAUACAUUGAACAUAAACUCUUCAAUGAAGCGUAUGCGGUCGCGUGUCUAGGUGUGACGUCAUCGGACUGGGAGCGGCUCGGUGUUGCCGCCCUCGAAGAAAUGUCAUUCGAAGUUGCUAGAAAAGCAUUCCAAAGAAGCGAAAAUAUUACAUUCCUUUCGCUGAUCGAUAAUUUGCAGGAGCGCUUCGAUGCGGGCGAGAAACGUGACGUCAUACAUGGCGAGAUACUGGCGUACCGCGGACGCUACACGGACGCCGCGCGGGCCUUCCACAGCGCGGACAGAGACGACCGAGCGCUCAAUUUAUACGUGGACUUGAGAAUGUUCAACAAAGCUCAGGAAUACGUCGGUGAGGGGGACGGUUUAGCGGCAUUAACGAGACGCCGUGCUGAAUGGGCCAGGCACGUGAACGAACCCCGGGCCGCCGCUGAGAUGUACCUCGCUGCUGGCGACGUGAAGAGGGCAGCGCAGCUGAUGGCCGAGACCGGACGACGUGACAUGUUAAUAGAAUUGGCGCGAAAACUGGACAAGGGUUCGAGCGAGUCGUUGCGCUACGUGGCGGAAGCAUUGGAGCAAGCGGGCGAGUUGGCAACCUCCGCUGAUGUGUACCAGCGAUUAGGAGAUUACACAAAAGUUGCUCAGCUAGCGGUGGCCGCGGGCGAAUGGUCGAGAGCUUUCUCUCUAGCCCGUGAACAAUCUGAGUGCAAACGCGACGUGUACCUACCGUACGCACAUAAGAUGGCGCAGGAAAACAAAUUCAUCGAAGCGCAAAAAGCGUAUCACAUGGCCGGCGAGACCGCGACGGCGAUGCGCGUGUUUACGAUACUAGUUGGUAACGCCGUUACCGAGGAGCGGUUUAGCGACGCGGGCUACCUGCAUCAUUUACUGGCCUCGCAGUUUUUGGACACCGCAUCUAGUUUAAGCGGCAAGGAACGUCAGAAGAGCCUCAACCAAUACGAGUACAACGAGCGUCAUGCACGUAUAUACCACGCGUACGAUUCGGUGCAUAAAUGCGUUCACGAACCGUUCUCUCUGAGCCAGCCCGAGACGUUAUUGAACGCAGCUCGCUACAUCCUUGCCCUGCUGGACGGGGAAGCACCCCCCGGAGUAUCUAUGUUCUGUUUGUAUCUAUGUCUUGCUAAGCAAGCGAAAGCCCUGAGUGCUCACGGCCUAGCACGACAAAUGCUAGACAAAAUAUUGGGACUUCAAAUACCACAAAAAUUUCAGGAGAGCGUCGAGUUACUUAUAUUGAAGACUCGUGCCAGUAGUGGCAGCGAGGCUCGAGAUGACGAGGUGGCGCCACUGUGCUGGCGUUGUAGAAGACACGCGCCUCCCCUCUGUGCCGCUAGAUGUCCGCACUGUCACCACAGCUUAGUACAUUCCCUGGCAACACACGAAGUACUACCCCUCGUUCAGUUCAAGCCCGCUGAAGGAAUAACACACGAGGAAGCCUUUGAUUUGAUAGAAAGGACUCCACUGCCUGAAGUUAAGGACGAACAAAAUACUAGCGACGCCGAAAUAUUACGCAUAGACCACGAAAUCGAUUCUAAUGACCCCUUUCUCGAUAAAGUCGAAGAGGAGGAAGACGAAGGCGUAGUUGUGUGCAGCAGAGGCAACCUCAUGCAGUUAAGCCCGGCCAGUGUUGUCAUAGUUAAAAGAAAUCUCUUUCAACCGUUGUAUUUCAGGAAUAUGCUACCCGAACUUCCGGCUACAGCAUGCUCUAACUGUCAAAACCUGUUUUACUUGGAGGAUUAUGAAAUACAGUUGGUAGUGAAAGGCCACUGUCCGUUCUGUCGUCACCCUGCCGAGCAUUUGAAGAACGAAGACGACGACGCCGAGGACUCGAUGUUAAAUGAUUCGACAGCAUCAACGCCCGGCAGCCCAGGUGAUCAUCAUUCUUGGCGAUAGAUGGCGCUUUACACAAUAAUAUUAACAAACAAUACUUAUUCGUUAGAUGCCUCAAUUGUCGGAUGUAAUUGGCUUCGUAUAUGUAACUACAAUAACUUUAAUCAUUCCUAAGGUUAGUAAUUCCAUUUAACAUAUCGGUAAUGUAAUUUAAUUCUUUCACAAAUCAAACGAUAACUGUUUGACAACAUUGAUGCCUUGCAGGCCAGUUCAUCAUCAUUCUUGGCGAUAGAUGGCGCUUUUCACAAUAAUAUUAACAAACAAUACCUAUUCGUUAGAUGCCCCAAUUUGUAAUAGGCUUCGUAUCUUUAAGUGCAAUAACUCUAAUCAUUCCUAUUGGUAAUUCCAUUCAACAUAUCGGUGAUGUAAUUUAAUUCUGUCACAAAUCAGACGAUGAAGAACUUGAGAAAUAAAUAUUUCAAAUAAAUACAAAAGUGUUCGACGGCGAUUAUUUACGCACGAUUGACUAGUUACUUGUAUAGUGAAUAUGUUAAAUUCCAUAAUAUAUAUAUCCAUACACUUAUUUUGAUUUUGAGCCUUACAUUCGCUGAAUAAAUGGUACGAGACGCAAAUUUUUCGAACAAGCUAAUUUUCCAAAAUGAAUUUAAGGUAUCUAUGCAGCGGAUGAUAAUAUGAGUGCUAUUUUAUUAACUACACUGUGUUUUAUGUUACAGUCAAUCAAAAGAAAUAAUUCAAAAGAUUACCUUUUUUUUAAAAAACAGUUUCAGAAAAUGUUUUGAUUGCAUUUAGUAUAAUAUGGAUAAUAUGUCACAAGAAAAACGAACUUUCACUAUCUCUUUCCCACGCAUAUAACGAGAGUGACGUCAUAAGACGUAAAGUACAUACUUUUAAUUCAUAAUUAUCAUCACCGCUGGCUCUGCGUGGUUUCUUCUAAUUAAUAAUUUCUGAACGAUUUGAUUCUGUGAUUUUAGAUUUGAUAACCAAUUGAUUUAAGAUAAAACACAAAUAUGGAGUCAACAUACCUUUGUUGUACCUGAAAUAUGUGGACUGCGUAAUAUUAGAGACUAAGUCCUUCAAACAUCUAGUGUCGAGCCUAGUUCAAUUUCAAUGAUACUUGUUUUAAAGGACAUAUAAAAUAGGGCAAAUAAAUAGUAUUUCCUUUCAGUUUUCGCUAGUCAUAAAGUCGUAAGUCGUAGUAAACAUAAUUAAAACUACUUUAAUUCAUUUAAUUAAUCCUGUUUAAUUUUGAGUUUAUUUUAUACAUUUCCAUUCACACGCCAUUUCGAACGGCUUACGUAAUCAAUGAAUACUUUUUUCCUAUUUAUGGGCUGGUAGCCUAAGUUUUUUCCCAACCUAGUCGUUGGUAGUAUAAGAGGUUAGGUAUUCCAACUACGCGCGGACCGGUAGGUGAGCUCACGGGCUCAACCUGAGAGAAUUGAUAACACCAACUCUAGCAAGAAUAGUGCAAGAACAGUGCUUCGCCGAAUCUACCACCGGAUCGCAAACGCGACCCACAGAGAAGAGAGAAACUCAGUGGGCAACUCAAUUAUUGAUGACGAGACGACAGCACUUUAUUUAUUUAUUUAUAUAUUCAGCAAUACUUUAUCUUAAUUAGAAUACAGGUGUGAUGUCAUUUCAAAAUAAAAACCUAUAUAGUUAUAAAAUAACUGUAAUUUAGUCACAGGUGUGGUGAUGUUUCUUAAUCGCGCAGUUCAUAUCUUAUUUACCAAACCUCGAACAACAUCGAAAUUUAUUGUAAUUCAAUCUCUGGCUUUUAGACUCGUAUGCAAUAUCUAUGGGUUAGAAUGGAUACUAGUACAAGAGAAAAGUAUGAUUAAAAGUCAUACUGGAAACACAUCACACACGGUCAUUCGGCCCCAAUUUAAGAUUCCCUGCGUUAUGGGUACCAGAGACUGGGUACCAGAGACUGACAUAGAUACUUAUAUAUUUUUUUUAAUAAAUUCACUUAUAGAUGUUAGUUAUACGAGUGGACAAACCGUAGAUACCUAUCAUCUUAGUUUUUAUACAAAAGUUGUUACCAAUGGUCAUUAAAAAUAAAUUCUUGAAUAAAAAAAAUGCCGGAAUCUACUCCGAAUUAUCAAGCGUAACCCAACCCCUUAAUGACAGUGUAUACAGUGUAUAGAGAUUACCGUAAAGAAGUAAUCCUCCUCUAACCUGCCUCGAAAAUUUUCAAUAAUUUUAGUAACCCACAUUUCAAACAAAUCCUUUGAAAACGUCUCCAGAAAAAGGUAAGCUAAAGACUGACAGAUUCCUAUUGACUUAUGACGACAUUCAGUGUAGCAAUUUUUUUUAAGUUUUGUAUUUAAAUACAUGAUUCCUUGCUUUAAUUGAUUGAUUACUUUAAAGAAUUUUAAUCUUCACAAUAGACAUUCAAAAGCAUAAUAACGUAAUUAUCUUCUAUUUUUAAUAUUUCGAGUGAUACAUAAUACAUGUAGUUCCAAGUUUAGCGGUGCCUUCUAUUAAAUAUAAUAGAAAUAUAUAAAAAAAACAACCUGCUGUAUGUAAAUAAAGUGUUCUUUCUUAGCAACUCAGCUGUGCAUUACGCUUUUAUCUACCUUUUUUGUAAAACAAAAUGUAGAAGCAUUUAUACCGAAUAAAGUAUUAAACUAUAGUGUACACCAAAA
Molecule: messenger RNA, 6289 nt
Organism: Bombyx mori (domestic silkworm)
Lineage: Eukaryota; Metazoa; Arthropoda; Insecta; Lepidoptera; Bombycidae
Gene: Oseg1
Product: intraflagellar transport protein 122 homolog
Exons: 24
Coding region: 129-3686 (1185 amino acids)
Biological process (GO): non-motile cilium assembly; protein localization to cilium; intraciliary retrograde transport
Cellular component (GO): intraciliary transport particle A; non-motile cilium
Molecular function (GO): protein binding
Source: RefSeq, a predicted model, not a curated record